AUGCAAGCUGCAACCUGUGACAUCUCCAAGGUGCAGGAGGCGGCCCCCUUGACAGACAAAGGUGUCGAAACCGAAGCCGUCACCUCGGAAAUGAAGCUCACGAUUCACAAAAAAUUCCAGGAUUUUCCCCUUCAACGAUUCGCCGAGGUCUUGGAGUACAUCACUGCGUUGGCA
This is a messenger RNA of Cladocopium goreaui, 174 nucleotides long. Lineage: Eukaryota; Dinophyceae; Suessiales; Symbiodiniaceae. The record is from the annotation of a GenBank genome assembly.